This is a messenger RNA of Gordionus sp. m RMFG-2023, 941 nucleotides long. Its product is annotated as macro domain-containing protein CT2219-like. The coding region runs from base 9 to 794 and encodes 261 amino acids. Lineage: Eukaryota; Metazoa; Nematomorpha; Gordioida; Chordodea; Parachordodidae. The record is from RefSeq and is a predicted model, not a curated record. The transcript is spliced from 4 exons.
UUUCACAAAUGCGAUAUUUUAAUUUAACUUGCCUACUUUAUAAGCACAACAUUAGAUAUUUAACUAAAAUGCCUUCUGAUAAAAAUACAAAAGAAGUAAAAGAUCCUGAAAUUACUUUAACAAAGGAAUACUAUUUGAAUUUGACUCCUAAUAAUAAAAGAAAAUUUUAUAAGUGCAAGAAUGAAUAUGUGGAACCAAAAUCUUUAAUAAGCUGGGCAGAAUUAGAUUUACCAGAUACAAAUGACAAAAUAAACUCACACUACAAGAUAUUUCCAGAAAUAAACUCAAAAAUUUACAUAUACAAGGGCGAUAUAACGACAUUAGAAAUUGAUUGUAUAGUGAAUGCAGCUAAUAAAUCCUUGACGGGAGGUGGAGGGGUAGAUGGAGCUAUUCAUUUAGCUGCUGGACCAGACCUAAAAUCAGAGUGCUUGCUCCUGGGCGGUUGCGAGAUGGGUGAUGCCAAAAUAACGGGUGGUUAUAACCUGCCAGCUAAGUACGUCAUCCAUACUGUGGGCCCGAUUGGAGAAAACCCCCAAAAAUUGGCCCAAUGCUAUCAAAAUUGCUUGAAUUUGAUGAGGUCCAAAAAUCUGAAAUCCAUAGCCUUUCCUUGCAUUUCCACGGGCGUCUAUGGUUACCCGAACGAAAACGCUUGCCAAAUAGCUCUCAACACAGUCCGACUUUGGUUAGAAACCGACCGGGGCUACAUGGACGUUGAUAACGUUAUUUUUUGCUUGUUUCUUCAGAUUGACUUUGACGCCUACUACAAAUACAUGCCUGCAUAUUUUCCCAAAUGAGGGAGUUCAAAAUUAGAUAAUGGAGCAGCGCGAUUAUUAUUUAUUUAUAAUACAAUAUACGAACUAUUUAUUUUAUUUCUAAAUUUAAAAAUAAGGAAAGCAAAAAUUUUUCCUAAUUACAUAUAAAUAAAUGACUAAAGUUAUCAU